This is a messenger RNA of Rhodamnia argentea, 685 nucleotides long. RefSeq lists its product as uncharacterized. The coding region runs from base 180 to 422 and encodes 80 amino acids. The transcript has a single exon. The record is from RefSeq and is a predicted model, not a curated record. Lineage: Eukaryota; Viridiplantae; Streptophyta; Magnoliopsida; Myrtales; Myrtaceae.
GCCAGCGAGCAUCGCACUCGCCGGCUCGCCUCUUUUCGAGAAAUCCAAUGAAGCAUCGACCUUCGGCCGGUAUUUAAGCGCUUCGCUCUGCUCUCGCCCGUUGUCACUCGCUAUUCUCUGACACCGCAGACCAAGACACAGCUCGAGAGAGAGUUCUAGAGAGAGACGGAGAGGGGGGGAUGGCGGAGGAGAUGGCGAAGAAGAGGGCGUGGUCGCUGAAGAAGGCGAUGGCGGCGAUGAGCAGGGAGAGGCGGCCGUGGAAGCUGCCCGGGAUCAAGUGGAAGGGCAAGAAGAGCCUGAGCCUCGGCUUCCAGAUGGCCGUCGUCGACGGCGUCGUCUUCCGGAUCGUGUCCGUCGUGGAGGCCGUCGUCCUCGUCUCCACGCUCUGCUUCUUCUACCUCUGCUGCGGCUGCCACUUCUGAUCUCCUCGUUCCUCCCUUCCCCCCCGCCACUAAUUUUGCUGAGCUCCUCGAAUUCGACGCAUUGACUGGGUUCUGACUUCUUCGUUGCACAGAGCUAGAUCAGAAGAGCAAGUGUAAUUUGAUAGGAUGCGUUCUGGUGCUUUCCUUUCCCAUUCUUUUGGAUUUUAUCGGAUUAAAUUUCUCGUGGAAUUGUAAUUUGCUACACAUACUUUGUUGAAGUUUUCAUUCCGCAAUCAAUCGAGCAAAUCAGAUUUCGGCUCUUU